UCUUUCCGGUUUGGCGUCUAAGGUUUUCUUUUUUUUGGUUCAUUUUCUCCAUGCCAGAAUAGUAGUAUCAUGGCAAACAGAACCGUUAAAGACGCUAACAGUAUACACGGGACUAACCCGCAGUAUCUGGUGGAGAAAAUCAUCCGCACACGAAUCUACGAGUCUAAGUACUGGAAGGAGGAAUGCUUCGGUCUCACCGCCGAGCUGGUUGUCGACAAAGCCAUGGAACUUAAGUAUGUUGGUGGAGUUUUUGGUGGAAAUAUCAAACCCACUCCUUUCCUUUGUCUCACGCUGAAGAUGUUGCAGAUUCAACCUGAAAAAGACAUCAUUGUCGAAUUCAUAAAAAACGAGGAUUUCAAAUAUGUGCGUUUACUUGGAGCGAUGUACAUGAGGUUAACUGGAACUGCAGUGGAUUGCUACAAAUACUUGGAGCCUUUGUACAAUGACUACAGAAAGAUUAAGAGCCAGAACAGAAAUGGAGAGUUUGAGGUGAUGCAUGUGGACGAGUUCAUCGACGGGCUUCUUCACGCAGAGAGAAUGUGUGACGUCAUCCUUCCUCGGCUUCAGAAGAGGCAAGUGCUGGAGGAGGCUGAGAUGCUGGACCCAAGGAUUAGUGCUUUGGAGGAGGACUUAGAUGAAGUAGAAAGCAGUGAAGAAGAAGAUGAGGAAGAAGAUAAGAUGGAGAGAAUUCAGACUCCUGAGCCACAUAGACGUGGUUACCGUGACAAUGACAGACCUCGCCGCUCCCCAUCACCACGUUACAGACGCAGCCGUUCUCCCAGACGGAGGAGCAGGUCUCCAAAGAGGAGAAGCCCCUCACCACGGAGAGAUCGCCAUCGCAGCAAGAGCCCCCGGCGCCACCGCAGCAGGUCCAGAGAGAGACGCCACCGCUCCAAAUCCCCAGGUCACCACAGAAGCCACAGACAUCGCAGCCAUUCCAAGUCCCCAGAGAGGAGUUCAAAAAAGAGUCACAAGAAGAGUCGAAGAGGAAACGAGUGAUUUUUUUU
Molecule: messenger RNA, 1007 nt
Organism: Neolamprologus brichardi
Lineage: Eukaryota; Metazoa; Chordata; Actinopteri; Cichliformes; Cichlidae
Gene: prpf38a
Product: pre-mRNA processing factor 38A
Source: RefSeq, a predicted model, not a curated record